Molecule: messenger RNA, 2256 nt
Organism: Durio zibethinus
Lineage: Eukaryota; Viridiplantae; Streptophyta; Magnoliopsida; Malvales; Malvaceae
Product: protein root UVB sensitive 6-like
Source: RefSeq, a predicted model, not a curated record
GAAAUAGACACGAAACAAACAGUCCCUAAGAAAAGGUGCAUGGGUAGCUCCGUUUGUUAAUUUUAGGCCAACUCCCAAUGCCCAAGCGGGAAUUUUCCAAUGCUCAUUUCGUUAAAACCAAAGCAAAUCGCACCAUAAAAGCCCUUGCUUCCACAAAUCCACUAAAAUUCUUUUCUGCUAACAAAUAGAGACGGUGAUGAAGAAAUCGGCUAACUCCAACGCCACUGCCACCGCCCAAAGCCUGACCUCCCAGGAGUCUCACUUCCUCGUCCGCGAAACGCUGCGCAUCAGCGCCAACCUGGCGUCAAAUGUGGGUGUAAGUAGCAGUGGUAGUAGCCGCAGCAUGAACGACGGAGCCGCGAUUCCAUUGAUGGAUGAAAAUCGGAGGAUGGGAUUGCUGGGUGAUGAAUUUCUAGAAUCAAGCUCGAAAUUGAUAUGUUGUGAGGAAAUUGACGGCAGGAGAUGGAUGUACAUGGCUGAGAAAGAUCCCUUUGGCAAUUUCAAGAACAAUUCCAUUCGCACUCUCAGUUUGCACACCCCUCAGACACCUCUUGAUGAAUUGAUGUCAUUUGUAAGGUCAUAUGUGGUGCCUGAGGGCUUUCCUGACAGUGUUACUCCUUCAUACGUGCCAUACAUGACAUGGAGAGCAUUGAAGUACUUCUUUGGUGGAGCAAUGAGUGUUUUCACAACGAAAACCCUUUUGAGCUCAGUUGGAGUCUCUAGAAAUAGAACUACACCUGCCGCUGUUGCUAUCAAUUGGAUUCUCAAGGAUGGUGCUGGUCGUUUUGGUAAAAUGCUUUUUUCCCGGCAAGGAAAAAAAUUUGAUUAUGAUCUAAAACAGCUUCGGUUUGCUGGUGACCUUCUAAUGGAGCUGGGUGCUGGGGUAGAGUUGGCAACUGCAGCUGUGCCUCAUCUUUUUCUUCCUUUGGCCUGUGCUGCGAAUUUGGCAAAGAAUGUUUCUGCUGUAACAUCAACAUCAACUCGGACACCAAUUUACAAAGCCUUUGCUAAAGGAGAGAACAUUGGAGAUGUCACAGCUAAAGGAGAAUGUGUUGCCAAUAUUGCAGAUCUGUUGGGAACUGGACUGAGCAUUAUGAUCUCGAAAAGAAACCCAUCGUUAGUUACUACAUUUGCUCUCCUUUCAUGCGGAUAUCUCUUCAGUUCUUACACAGAGGUUAGAUCUCUGGUGCUAAACACAUUAAAUAGAGCUAGAUUCAGUGUGGCAGUAGAUUCCUUCCUUAAGACUGGGAAAGUUCCCUCAUUGCAGGAGGGAAAUAUGCAGGAAAAUAUAUUCAGUUUUCCAUGGUUGAAGGACAGACCUGUUAUUCUUGGCUCAAGAUUUAAGGAUGCUUUCCAAGAUCCCGGGGCCUAUCUUGCUAUAGAACCUCUCUUUGAGAAAGAAAAAUAUAUAGUGACAUAUGAUCCUUUGAAGGAGAAAGUAUAUGCAUUGUUCAAGGAUCAAGCAAAGUCGGAUGACAUUCUAAAAGCAGCAUUCCACGCACAUGUGCUCUUGCAUUUCAUUCGUUCGUCAAAUAAUAGUCAAUCUUCAUCUAGAAGUCAGCAAGAACAUGGUCACUCAAAUCUUAUGCCCACAACUGCUGAUUUUGAGCCUCAUAUUGCUGAUUCAUGUAAGAUGGUUUCAACAUCAUUUGGACUUUUCAAGAACAAAGCUGCUGAACAGGGUUGGAGGAUGUCAGAUUCGCUUCUUAAUCCAGGUCGAGCUCGACUGUGUUAAUGGGCUAAUUAGGAUUAACAUCCUUGAACUCUUUUGCUUAUCUGAAAUUGGGGGUUGAAUUGCAAACCAAUAUCUGCGUUAAUAGACAUCAAUGACAAGAGCAUAUACAUGACAAAAGAGGUUCAGAAAUCAGAAUUGGUCAUAUACCAACGAGACCAUUGGUCUGUUUGAGCUGGUUAGCCUGUGCAAGCAUCCAAUUUUCUGCAACUUGGGCUUUAUAUGUGGAAUGCAUUUUCAGGAAAAAGAUGACAUACACAGUGAUGUUAUAUAAGCUAAUGCAGCAUUACAAAUAAGUUUCAAUAUCAUAGUGUAACAUCAGUACCAAAUUGUCUUUCUUUGAAUCCUUUUUUUUUUCCUUUUUAUCUCUUAUAGAGGAAUUGUGGAGGCUUGUGUGAAUAGUUUGAAAUCCAUUUACAUAGUAAUUAAAAUUUAUCUUGGGGGGUCAAUAUUCCCUCUCUUUUUUUUCUUUUCCCUGUGUCCGUAGGAGCAGUUGUUGCCAAAUGCAGUUCGUCUAUGGUACA